AUGAAGGCCGCUCCGAUUCUUGCAUUUUUGUACCUCGCUCCUCUGAGUGUUUCAGCCUGGAUGUGCAGCUGUUACAAGAAGAGCGUCCCCGAUCUGCACGCUGCCUAUCACUUCUGCCAGCCCGGCUCUGGCCAUAAAUACUGCGUGAACAAGACGACCAACGUCCAGGCGUGUAUUAUGGGCACGCCCAUCACCCAAGCGAACUGCGCCUCGAGCUACGGUAGUGAUUGGGUUGCGGAAUGUGAACACUAUACUGGCGGGUGCCCUCCUGGUAUGACUGAGCAGUGA
Molecule: messenger RNA, 288 nt
Organism: Colletotrichum paranaense
Lineage: Eukaryota; Fungi; Ascomycota; Sordariomycetes; Glomerellales; Glomerellaceae
Exons: 3
Coding region: 1-288 (95 amino acids)
Source: RefSeq, a predicted model, not a curated record